AUGGAAGAGGCAUAUCAGAAUACAAUAAGUAACCGAUCAGAGAGUCUAAUAAACUACCUGAAGAACUUUUUGCCAAUAACUGUUGCAUCUACCACUUGGGAAAGCAGAAACUUGAAGGACGGCGCCAUUAACCACACUAAAACUAUCGUUGAUGCUUCUCAGAAUAGCUCAAUAUGCAAGAUAGAUAUUGAUGCAGAUUCUGAAGGUAUAAUAACAGAGGACUAUCUAAUAGGCUGUUUAAAAGAUGUACUGAGCAUUUCGGGUGAAUUUGCAGAUGCAAUUGUUUCCACUCUUUUGACCCCAUUCCGAAUGCUUUCGCCUGUCUAUAUCACACUAUUAAUCCUAUCAAUAUUGCUUUUUCUAGCCAUUUUUUACAUUGACAAUUCAAUAGCAUUUUCUGCGGUGUACUAUGCUUAUUUGUCGAACUUUUCGCUGGCUAUUUGCAUUAUUUUCGCUAAUUUCAGUAUUUUGCAAAAAGCUUCUACCAUAUCAUCCGGGGAACUUCCAAAGGGUCUUGAGUUUUUCAUCAGGCUUUAUCCUUACGGUUGGAUGUUCUGUGAAGUAUUUGUGAUGCUGCUUUAUUGUUUUUACUUUAUCAGUUACAUAUUAUAUGCAAGUACAAAAGAUUAUAAAGAUGAAGAAAGCCAAGCCAUGAGAAGAUAUAUCAGGGACAGACGUGCAAGACUGUCUGCUGCCUUGCUAUUGUCAUUGAUUGUAUCUGAAAUAUACUAUUUUAUCUGCAGGAUGGCCAUGGUAUGGAUGGGGAGCAUCUUGGCUGGGUUC
Molecule: messenger RNA, 783 nt
Organism: Vittaforma corneae ATCC 50505
Lineage: Eukaryota; Fungi; Microsporidia; Nosematidae
Exons: 1
Source: RefSeq, a predicted model, not a curated record